AUGGGGGAACAGAACGCUCUCACAUCGGUCGCAUUGUCCUCUUCCUCUGUUCAGCUUCCGUCCAGUCGCUUCCGCUUCGUGUCGUGGCAUCGCCUGGAGCAGUGCGACGUCACCGGUGACCAGCUGACCUGCCCCCGGGUUAGAGAAGGGCCAUCAGAAGAGGACCUGUUUCUGAGGCAGGGGGCUGACCUCUUUUUGGAUCAUGGGAGGAGGAAGAGGAGAGAGGAGGAAGGCCAGAGAUGGGAGGAGAGACUGCAGGAGAAUUGGGAAAACUGUUUGGAGUUAAACCUUUCCUACCAGGACCUGGGCGAUCCUUACCAGCAGGAGAACUUCUUCCGCAUCCUUCGACGGUUGAUCCGUGUGGAGAAACUACAGCUGAUCGACAACUCUCUCACCAACCUGAGUUCUGUACGUCUGCCAAGGUGCAAGAUGCUGAAUGUGCACCGUAACCACCUGGUGUGUCUGCGUCAGCUGCCAAAGCUUCCCGUGGUGGAGCACCUCUGUCUGUCGGAGAAUGCCAUCAGCUCCCUGGAGGGGCUGGGGGUUCUGAGGAACAGCCCGCUGAAGACCCUGAAUCUGAGCCGCAACCCCGUGACCUUCACUCAGUCCUACCGAGCACGUGUUUUCUCCUGUUUGCCAAAUCUCCAGGUCUUGGACGGCAUCUUCAAGAUGCCAGAGGACUCGCUGCCCCCCAAAGGGCCAGAAAACACCAGGAUGUGCACCAUUUUGUGACCCUCCUCCAUAGAUUGGAAGUGUAUAGAUGGAAAUUAUCAGUGUCAGUGGAAAACAAGCAGGGUAGCUUUUUAUUUUGGUAUUUUCUAGUUUUGUUUUUUUUUUUUUUUUACAAACGGACACAAAUGUGGCAGAGUUACUUUAACGGUAAUGUGCAAUAUUUUUAGCUACCAAUAAUUCUGCUCAAAUAUUUCAAAACAAGAGCUAUUUGUACACAUUAAACACAUUUUUUUA
This is a messenger RNA of Austrofundulus limnaeus, 966 nucleotides long. RefSeq lists its product as uncharacterized. The transcript has 6 exons. Gene Ontology annotation, molecular function: protein binding. The coding region runs from base 1 to 732 and encodes 243 amino acids. Lineage: Eukaryota; Metazoa; Chordata; Actinopteri; Cyprinodontiformes; Rivulidae. The record is from RefSeq and is a predicted model, not a curated record.